AUGGAUGGGAAGGAAAGCCUCACGCAGAAAUCUCGCAGAAGUGAAGCUGCUCACGUCGCUAUCGCAAUGUUGAAAGCAGCAAUUAUCAAAGCUUGCUACGAGAAUCAUUGGAGAGACGGAGCUUUCUGGAGUAUCAGGCAUUCCUCGUCGGACGUGGACAACGAUCUGGAGCGACUGGAGGAGUCCAUGAAGACCACCGAAGCUGAAAAGGCCAUUUUCAAGGACACACGUUCGAAGGUUGCGGAUAUGCGCGCAUACUUGGAAGGUCGUCCAACAAAUCUGUCUAGUGUAGACGAUUUGGACUGGGUAAAGAGAUUGAAGAGUGUGUUCGAGAGCCAAGUCGGAGAGGUACUAGAAGCAGGGGAGGUGUCGACUGUGCAGAACGAUGGGCCUAGUACGAAGCCGGCGUUAAGCAGGAAAGGAGACGAGGAUGAUGGCUUCGAAAAGUCAAAAGGUUUAUGGUGGUUCGGGUGGCUCGCCGAAGUAUUGAUGUCGGAGAGACGGCCAACGAUGAUGUGGAUGAUUCGUAUGCGCAGAAGCUUCUAUGCAACCAGUAGACAUACGCCUGUAUUUCAUCGGACCUUGCUGUCUAUUGUUAAGAUCCCAUGA
This is a messenger RNA of Letharia columbiana, 609 nucleotides long. RefSeq lists its product as uncharacterized. The transcript has a single exon. The record is from RefSeq and is a predicted model, not a curated record. Lineage: Eukaryota; Fungi; Ascomycota; Lecanoromycetes; Lecanorales; Parmeliaceae. Bases 1 to 609 code for a protein of 202 amino acids.